CCGCGCUAGCCAGCGGCCCCCUCGCUGGCGGCUGCCGGUCCCAGCCUCCCUGGGUUCCGGCGGCGGCGGGGCGGCUGCUGCCCUCUCUGCGGGCGCCGGGGCCAGGUGAGGAGUGAGCAGCGUCCCGGGCAUUGGCAGCGCGAGCCAUUCCGGGGGGGCUCCGCUCUGCAUUCCCCCCCCCCCGGAGCGGAGCAUGGCCGGAGGCGGCGGGCAGCGCCCCCUCUAGCAGUGCCCGGUGCUGGCGUCGCCCGAUGGUGCACGGACCUCCCUCAGGCUCACCGGGCUGGGGUGCCGCCCGCUUGCCACGUCUGCCUCUUGGCCCUUAACCGGAAAUGCCCUUGUGGAGCCAGCGCCCUGCCCUGCGGUGCCCUCUUCCCCCCAGCACCAGCACCAGCACCCCUCCCUGUGCCCCUGCCGCCCCCUGGUCUGCACCAUGACAGGGGCCCUGCUUGCUUCCUGCGGAGGGGUGCACGGCAGGCGGAGCAGCUCUGGCUGAGGGAUGGCCUCUCUGGACCUGCCCUACCGCUGUCCGCGCUGCGGGGAACACAAGCGUUUCCGGAGCCUCUCCUCGCUGCGGGCCCACCUGGAGUACAACCACACCUAUGAGACCCUCUACGUCCUCUCCAAGACCAACAGCAUCUGCGAUGCCACCGUCUUCCCCUUGGCAUCCGACGCCACCCUGCUGACCCCAGCUGCCCGCCGGGACAUCUUCGAGAGCACCUCCUUCCAGGGCAAGGAGCAGCGCUUUGCCUGCGACCUCAUCUCGGCUGACGAGCUGGAGCCCACCUCUUCCUCUGCAUCCUGCUACGUGCACGAGAUCGAGAUCCCGCUGACUGAGAUUUUCACCCGCAAGGCCAUGAGUUCGGCCACCACCCCUCCUGCUGCUGCCGCGGUGGACACCACCUAUGAGGAAGGCCUGACCCGCCUGAAGAUCCGGGCCUUCGAGAAGCUGGAGGUGGACAAGCGGCUGGAGAAGCUGACAGAAGAGGUGGAGCAGAAGAUUGCCUCGCAGGUGGGCCGGCUGCAGGUGGAGCUGGACCGGAAGAGCUCGGAGCUGGAGAAGGCCAAGCAGGAGAGCGUGAGGCUGAGCCGGGAGAAGCAAGAGCUGGAGGACCGGGCAACGGAGCUCUCCCGCCAGGUGGACGUCAGCGUGGAGAUGCUGGCUUCCCUCAAGCAGGACCUGGUGCAGAAGGAGCAGGAGCUGACCCGCAAACAACAGGAGGUUGUCCAGAUAGACCAGUUCCUCAAGGAGACGGCAGCCCGCGAGGCCAACGCCAAGGUGCGGCUGCAGCAGUUCAUCGAGGAGCUCCUGGACCGAGCCGACCGGGCGGAGAAGCAGCUCCAGAUCAUAAGCAGCAGCUGCAGCACCACCCCCAACACCAGCCUGGGAAGGUGCAGUGUGCCCGGCUCCAAGGGCGCCAGCAGACCGAGAGACAGGCACGCCGGCCCCGGGGCAGCUGCCCACAGCUCCUACGUGGAUUCCAAUCAGAGAUCAUCCUCUAGCACUGGGGCCUCCAGCCGGAUGAAGGCUGUCUCCCAAAGCUCAGGCUGCUACGAGAGUGACGGCGCCGAGCUGUACCAGCCGGAGGAGAAUGCCGACGGGCACCCCUACCACAGCGGGCAAAGCCGGGGCAUGGACGGCGGCUUCGAGCGGCCGGUGGUGGCCCGCAGCUCAGGGCUCCGCAGGCAGGCCAUCCAGAACUGGCACCGCCGGCCCUACCGCGACAGCACCGAGGGGGAGGAGGGAGACAUCUCGGACGUGGGCUCCAGGACAACCGAAUCGGAGGCCGAGGUGUGGGAGCAAGACCCCCGCAUCCCACCGGAGGCAAACCUGGCAAGGCCCCUGAACAGCUGCAAGCUGACGGCCAGGUCCGAGGGGGGCGGCGGGAAGGCUGUCCGGCCCGAGAGAGGCAGCCCGUCCCGCUCCAAUGAGGUGAUCAGCCCGGAGAUCCUCAAGAUGCGAGCUGCUCUCUUCUGCAUCUUCACCUACCUCGACACCAAGACCCUGCUGAAGGCUGCUGAGGUCUGCAAGGACUGGAAGUUCGUGGCGCGCCACCCUGCCGUGUGGACCCGGGUGCUGCUGGAGAACGCCAGGGUGUCGUCGAAGUUCCUGUGCAUGCUGUCACAAUGGUGCACCCAGACGCACUCCCUCACGCUGCAGAACCUCAAGCCGCGGUUGAGAGGGAAGAAGGAGAGCAAGGAGGAGUACAUGAAAAGCACCCGGGGCUGCCUCGAAGCCGGGCUGGAGUCCUUGCUGAAGGCCACGGGCGGUAACUUGCUCAUCCUGCGGAUUUCCCACUGCCCCAACAUCCUGACGGAUCGCUCCCUCUGGCUGGCCAGCUGCUACUGCCGGGCGCUUCAAGCCGUCACUUAUCGGAGUUGUACGGACCCUGUGGGGCAUGAAGUCAUCUGGGCUUUGGGAGCAGGCUGCAGGGACAUCAUCUCGCUACAGGUGGCGCCACUGCACCCUUGCCAGCAGCCGACACGUUUCAGCAACCGCUGCCUUCAGAUGAUCGGCCGAUGCUGGCCGCAUUUAAGAGCGCUGGGUGUCGGUGGCGCGGGCUGUGGAAUUCAGGGACUGGCUUCUUUAGCCCGGAAUUGCAUGAGGCUGCAGGUGCUGGAACUCGACCACGUGACGGAAAUUAACCAGGAGGUGGCGGCGGAGGUGUGUCGGGAGGGCCUGAAGGGCCUGGAGAUGCUGGUGCUGACCUCCACCCCUGUCACCCCCAAAGCCCUGCUGCACUUCAACAGUGUCUGCCGGAACCUGAAGUCCAUUGUGGUGCAGGUGGGCAUUGUGGACUACUUCAAGGAGCCGAACAGCCCCGAAGCCAGGAAGAUGUUUGAGGAGUUGGUGAACAAACUCCAGGCCCUGAGGAAAAGACCCGGCUUCUCAAAGAUUUUACACAUUAAGGUGGAAGGAGGCUGUUAGCCCUGCAGGGAACGACGACACGUGUCCUCCUCCGUCCACCUGAGCAACAGAGACAGUGAAACCAAACCCACCGUCCGCCCUUUGUUUGAAACCCGGAGCCACAAAGAGCCAGCCAACGCACACAACUCAUGCAGGCCUUAGUGACUGGAAGUGACCCCUUCCCUUGGUGGGGCAGGGUAUAUAACAUAUUGCGGACGUGACGGUGCUACAAAGGUAGCUUCUCGGCCUGCCAGAGAGAGCCCGGCUGCUCUCUUUCUGCCUGAAGAAUUGGGCCGGACACCUUAUUGCCAAGGAGCUUUGUGUUGGGGACAUUUGUUUCUUUGAGCCUCGCUUUCGUUUAGUGGGAGCUGGGGAUCUCAGUGAUGCGGCACGUGACCCAAUCAAGCACAGCUUCCCCCUCCUUGCCACCUGAGUGGAUGAGUCUAAGACUGAGGUACAGCCAGGCCCCGCACUGGCCAUACGUUGACGGUCCCGCCGUCGGGAUCAGUAAACAGCGCUGGGGAAGUCGGAGCUCCCUGCACAGCCUUUCUUGAUGUGUGGCUCGACUGAAUCCCAACUCCCAUCCGAGCUCCAUUUUAGGGGGGCGGGGGCAGUGCCACCAGGUGAACCAAGGCCCAGCAUACUGUACAUUUUACACUCUUUUUUUUUUAAUUUACCCAACGUGGGUAAGUGCCUCCCUCAAGCCAGCAGCCACAACAGCACAACCACAAAAUACAAAGCUCCUCUUGCUCAUGACUCUUGGGGCGCCUUGGGAAGCUAGCUGGCGACAUGGAGCUAACUCCUCUGCCAAGGACACCAAUCCAGCCUCGUCUCCUCUUCACCCAGUAAGGAAGCCAAAUUCCCUUCCUGCAAAGGCAAUAAACCAUUUCAUCAGGGGAAUCACAUGGCAUCAGGGGAAUCACGUGUCCUCACAAGCACUCACAAGCAUUCCCUGGCUCGUCCCCAGGGCAAGGCGUCCAUCUUCCACAAGGCAGCUCAUUCUGGGGUAAAUUGCCCGCUGUUGGCACAGAGAUGGACUAGCGCCUAGGAGAAGAGUCAACAUUGCUGCUCGGAAUACAGACAGACUUCUGCCAUGGCACGUCUCUCCCCAACCAGCUUUAAGUAAGAUCCUUUGGCUGAAAUUCUGAUCUGCAAAGAUCUACUGUUCUGUCAGUGACAAAGCCCCUGCCUUGAUCAGCGAUGGCAGCCCUUGAUGUAUUCAUUACCCAUGGGCACCUGUUUGUACCAAACCUGUUCUUUUUGCAAAAGUUGAUCUUAUUACCAGACAGGAGAACUCACUCCCUCCAAAGGAAAUGGCUUCUUGAGGGUCUAUGUCUCUUUACACUCCACUUCCAGAGAGAAGCAGCCAGCAGGUUUCCAUGCCACAGGGUGAUAGCUAUAGGAGCGUUGCCAUCACCGGGGUGAUGCAACAGCUCUGAUCUUUAAAAAGCAACAACCCCCCCUCAACUGCAAUCAACGUUUGAGCCAUGAUAGAGGAGCCUGCUUCCUUGCCCCAAUGAGAGAUGGUGUGCUAGUCAGUGGUGAAAGCACCAUGCCGUGCCCACAGUACUCUUACCCUGUCCUGCCUUCCGGAGACAUAGAAACUAGCUGACCUAGGUGGUGGAGGUGGCACUCAUCAUCCAGUCUGGGCUGCCGGUAUCAAGAAGCCAUCAGACACCCAGUGUGGGACUUGGCCAAAGUUGGGUCUCUCUCAGGAUGACGGGGGUGCGGUGGCGGUUCCAAACACCUUCCUCCUCCAUCCGCCCUUUGCCAAGCGGCCAAUAGGUGUGGCACCUUCUCUGGUUCCCCUUCGUAGGAAUGAAGAGAUGGUCGGAGGCCUUCUGAGCCAGCAGGACAAGCUGGCCCUCUUGCAGUGGGUAGGAUCCAGGACAGCCUCCUACAUACUGAUGUGUCAUGAGAGCGCCAAUCUCAGAAGUUCCCAAAUCUGGAGAAAAUUGUGUGGGGAGGGAGGAAUCUAGGAGUUAAUCCAAGACCAACCCAAACCACCUCGCCCCUGGUAACUUCAGCACAAACCCCCUGCGCUUCAGGGGCAGGCUUUCGAAAUCCAAAACCAGAUCCGGCUCUGAAUUUUGCAAACAGGCUCUCCCUUCGUAACGGGCUGAACCGAACUCCCCGAUCGAAGCGCCCAUUAACUAAGGGUGUUUGAAAUCCAGAUCCAGCCGUUAGGGGGCUCGAGUCCACUGCUGGAUUUAAUUUGUCUCCUCUGAAAGCAGGGUGGGUUAGUUAGGGUUUGUUUUUGUAACACACAACUCUAGAUCAGGGACACCCAAACUUCGCAAGCUGAUGGUAGCUUUCCAGGAGUAUGGGAGCUGCACUUAAUGUGCAUAAAAUGGAGCCAGAGAGGCAACAAGAGGAGAUUACCAGUCCCAGCAUACAGUGCACCAUCCUUACUCUUAGUGGCAUCCAGUUGGAACCAUUGCAUGCUGGGAUUUGUAGUCACCUUGGACCUCUUGAAAAAUAACGGUUGGCCAUAUUGUUGAAGUCUGCAGUUCUGUCACUGCCCUCUCUGCAUGGGAAGGAAUAUGGGGAAAUGAGCAAGGACUUUUAAGCAAAUCCACAGGCGGGGGGGGGGGGGGGGGAAGGACGCCACAACCAGCAAAAAGAGAGAAGCUACAAUACAGGGGAAAGGAGAACAACGCAGCCUCCAAAAAGCCACAUUUUGCUACCUUUUAACACAAGUCAGACUAGUGGCUACAAGUCCUGUAAACUGAGAUGUCACCUUCUGACAUUGUGCAGAGACUAUGGAAUGACCUUAAAAGAAGCAAAGUAAGUAUUUAUUUCUGUAAACAAAACAAAGAAGACUUUAAAGAAAAAUUAUAUACUCAGCAUGUUUAUACACUAUGCUUAAAGACUAUCCUAUCUGAGAGUCAUGUCUGAAGACUGAAGAGUCUUGCUGCUAGCUCAAUUUUUCUGUCUCCAAUACUAUUCAAGCUGUUUCCAAUAGCACAUGGGAAGCCUGCCCAUCUGACAUCGGGAGAGUUAGGUAUGUUCUGUGGCAGAUUUCUUUCCUGGUUUGGAUGGAGUGCGGGGAGGAGGGGAGCCGAAAAUUCUUUGAAAAUGUUAUUUACUGGUUUUGAAAAGUCAGACUUUUUUUAUAGUAUUUUCUGCUUGUGGAUCACGGUGCAGUGGUGUGUGGUUCGUCUGUGUGUGACACACAUCCCUUCCACCCUUCACUUGGCUUUUGUGAAUCAUGGUCAUGCAUUGUAGUUUGAAUUUGUUACUUCACUGUGCCAUCUUCCCCCACCUAGAAAACGAACGGGUCAUGGGCUCAAGUCCUUCUUCGGACUUGUGCCUUCAUGUUCUGUGGAAAUCCUUUAAUCAAAAACUACAUGUGCACACGCACGCACCCCCAAACGAACCAGUCUUUUGGGCAUAGAAAAUGAAAUGUAAGCCACACCAUUUAUAUAACAUCUGAUCAGUUAUAGUAAUGUCUGCAGUGCUUUGAAGUCGAAAAGCACUCUAGCCAGUAGCUAAGGAUCAUUACUUGCAUGGUACAAUACUUCAAAGAGAGACCACUUUUUCUUACAGCUUGUGUAGUUAGCCUGAGGGACUCACUGCUGCAGAGGCAGAGAAAGAGUCAGAGAAUUGGACACGUCAGGACAUGAUUCUGCCGUUCCAUUGUUAGAACGUGGCCUAGUUUGGAACCCCGAAGCUGAGUGCCCCAAACCUGCGAAGAGAUCCCCUUGCAGUUUGGGUGUGAACUGCUGAACUGAAUUUGCAAGGGCAGGGAAAACAAGAAAGAUUCCCUUCAGCACUGACAAGCUGUUCCUUGGCUCUGAACAUUUAGGCCAAAAAUCGGAUACUUAAGGUCUAGGCUACUAAAUUCAGAGUUAGUCCCUGAUCUUGCAAAGACUUGCACACAAACUUAGCUUUACUCACGGCUUUAGGCAGCUGCGUCAGAGGGGCAAAGCAACUCCAGGUUUAACCGUAGUCACUUCUUCGCCUGGGAAGGCAUUUUUCUUCAUCUCUCUCUCUUUCCCAGGGUUUACAGGAUCAUUUGCUAAACUCAUCAUGGCAUGCCCUUCGCCAGGCACUCUGCCACGCUGAGCACUUUGGAUGGCUCCACCCUGGGGAUCUUCACAAACAAAUAGCUACGUUGGGAAAUAAGCCAACUCCCCCGCUGGGGUCUGUAAGAAAUCCACUUCCCCCCUGCCCUAGGAUAGUAUUGCACAGGAGGACGGGGGUGUUUGGGAGAGGCCAAGGGCUGGGAAGUCCCCGCCUCCUCGGCUGUGUUAAGUGUAGGUUUAAUCAAUGUCAGAAGCAGGGUAUUGGGCUAAACAGAGCAGUGUUGUGGGCUAACGUGGCAAUCCAUGUGUUUAAGGGCAUGCUGACUACAUAGGGUGUAGAGAAGUCCUGGGAUGUGCCUGGUCUUCAUUGGAAGGGUUGGUAAAGUCAAUGGUCACAUUCACUGAUUAGUUUUUCCCCAUUUCAAAUACCCUGUUGCUCGCCCAUCUGCUGACUCGAUGGCGAGACAGUCAAGAGGCUCCUCGCCUGUCCCCUUCCUUGGCAAUUGUGCCUCUUGGCACUAAGCAGGCGUAAUGACACGCCCGUGCGGCAGCUACCUUGCCCCCGCCAUGCAGAAGUGAUUUGCAGACUCCUGCACGCUGAGACAGUGAUGGGUAAUGUGGAACUGUUCUCUGUACGGUGCGAUUAUCAGCAACUGGUAAAUCAGCUCUAUGUCUUUAGUGUUGGCUAUUUCUUGUCCUGGAAGUGUACUUCCCCAUCAACUUGCACUUGUGUGUCUGAGCCCCUACCCUGCAGUCCUUCCUCAGGUCAAAGCCCCAUUGACUACAAAGACUAAGGGCUGCUGGAUUGUAAAGAUGUGGGCACCACACUGGGCCUGGCACUGUAAAUUCCCUUGUGGCUGAAGGGACUUUUCUGGGAAAGUUCAGAUCUCAGGCCCGUUGCUCCGCAGGAUACGUGUGCAGCUUGAAAGGGCCAGGGAACCCUUGACUUGUGUACAGUGGAACUUUCACUGUCCAACCCAGAUCUUGUGGGCUGAUGCAAACCGACCACAUUCACACCCGAGCUUCCCUGUGUAGACAAGCCCACGUGUGGGAGCGGCGGGGGUGGAGAGUGGUACAUAGUUGCUGGAUUGAGCAACAAGGGGAGAGGAGUGCUGGGGGCUGUGACUCUCCAGACCGACUCCAGGCGCUCAGGGUUAGACACGCCGCUAGGGAAGAAUAACUGGGUGCUGCCCUCCCCGCCUGCAGUGCACAGGGGUCUAGUUAUUGGAUUGGGUUCCAGGCCAGCCAGACCCCUUUGUGUGAACGCUCUUGAUUCCUGCUACUAGUUGUUUAUGGUCAAUCAGGGCUUUUCACCCACCAUCAUUUCCCGGAGCAGCCACUAUAGCAAGCCCCAGCUGCAAAAUCCUCCCCUCCUGUGACUGGGAGAAGACGGGGCACUUUUCCCCCAGCCUGUUAGCUGGUGCCACAGACUCUGAGGAACGUGGGAAAGGCGCCCAGUGAGGGCAGAGGAGACCUGCUCUGUCUAUGAUGCUAAACAACCACCCUUGACUGUGGGGCAGGCACCUUCCUUGCCUCUUUGGCUUUGCAGGUCCAGGAGUGGAGGCCCAGACACCCAUGACAUAAGCCACGUGGUGCGACAUUAUUCCUAAACUGUCAGCAAUCCUGCUGCAAUGGGUCCCUUCUGGCUGCAUAUUCCAAGGGAGGAUUUGUGUUUGUCUGGGAUUCCUGCAGUUCCUCACGGACUAUUUGUAAUGAGGGGCGGGGUCUUAUUUACAGGGGUGGGGCCUAUUUCACAGAUAGCAAGGCCCAGCUUCUUACAUCAAGGCUUCACUUACAGAAAGGCAGGAAACAUACAAGACCGGUUGUCUCCUGCUACUCCAGCUUGUUGUGUUUUUCUCCCUAAACAUGUGGCCCACCCUGCUCCCUCAAUUCAGGGGACACAGUUGGGAUGAAAGGUGGAGAAGCAGGGGGAACCUGCAAGGAACGUGGUUUUCAGUUCUGUAGAUGUGGUCACCCCAUCUCAGAAAAGAUCUAUUGGAAUUGGAAAAGGUACAGAGAAGGGCAACAAAAGUGAUUAGGGGGAUGGAACAGCUUCCAUAUGAAGAGGGGUUAAUAAGACAGGGACUUUUCAUCUUAGAAUAGAGACGACUAAGGGGGGAUAUGACAGAGGUCUAUAAAAUCAUGACUGGUGUGGAGAAAGUAAAUAAGGAAGUGUUAUUUACUCAUCACAACACAAAAACUAGGGGUCCCCAAAUGAAAUUAAUAGGCAGC
Dermochelys coriacea (leatherback sea turtle) is the source of this 9168-nucleotide messenger RNA. It is a transcript of the gene FBXO41, whose product is annotated as F-box protein 41. The record is from RefSeq and is a predicted model, not a curated record. The transcript is spliced from 13 exons. The coding region runs from base 500 to 2929 and encodes 809 amino acids. Lineage: Eukaryota; Metazoa; Chordata; Testudines; Dermochelyidae. Gene Ontology annotation, molecular function: protein binding.